UCUCUGCAGGGGCAUCUGUCAACCUGUGGACUUGUGCAAUGCCUGGGCACUGUGGUGCAGGAGGACAGCAUCCUAGUCAAGGUUUUGAAGAGACAGGGGGCCAUCCCAUUUGCAAUGACCAACGUACCACAAUCCCUCUUCAACUAUGACUGCAGCAAUCCCAUCUUUGGCCAGACCUUGAACCCCUUCAACCACCAAAAGAGCCCCGGGGGCUCCUCAGGAGGGGAAGGAGCUCUGAUCGCAGGGGGAGGCUCCAUCCUGGGCAUCGGCUCGGACAUUGGUGGCAGCAUCCGCCUGCCCUGCGGGCUGUGUGGGCUCAAGCCCACAGCCGAAAGGCUCAGCUUGUCUGGAGUGAGUGGCCCAGUCAGUGGGAUCCUGGCAGUUCCUUGUGCGCUGGGGCCAAUGGCGAGGGAUGUGGACAGCCUGGCCCUGUGCAUGAAGGCGCUGCUCUGCCAGGAGAUGUUCUGGCUCGACCCCACCGUGCCCCCCAUCCCCUUCAACGAGGAGGUGUACUCCAGCUCUGCUCCUCUGCGGGUCGGGUACUACGACACAGACGGCUACUUCCCACUGCCCCCUUGCAUGCGGCGAGCAGUGUGGGAAACCAGGGGGGCUCUGCAGGCAGCCGGGCAUGAGCUGGUGCCCUUUUCUCCACCUCGGAUCCACUAUGUCAUGACUGAACUGUUUUUGAAGACGUUUUUUGCUGAUGGAGGCCGUGCUUGGUUGGAUGUAUUCACAGGAGGUAUUGUAGAUCCAAGCUUGAAAUCACAGGUGAAUUUCUACAAGAUCCCAAGGCUGGGGAAGAAGCUGCUGGCUCUGAUUCUUAAACCUCUGUUUCCCCGCCUGGCAGACUAUCUGAGUGCCUUGGGUGGAAUGAGGUCAGUGAAGGAGAUGUGGAAUCAUCACCAUCAAAUAGAGGCAUACCGCACCGAGUUCAUCACCCAGUGGAGGGAACUCCGGCUGGAUGUUGUGCUGUGCCCUGUCCUAGGGCCUGCCUUCACCACGGGAUACCCUGGGAAACUCCUCACCGCCAUCUCCUCCACAAUGCUGUACAAUGUCUUAAACUUCCCCGCUGGGGUUGUACCAGUCAGCACAGUGACAGAAGCUGAUGAGGAAGAACUAAAGCUUUACCAAGGAUGCUGUGAUGAUCCCUGGGACCGGACGCUGAAACAGGCUGUGGCCGGAGCCGUGGGGCUGCCCGUGGCUGUGCAGUGCAUAGCCUUGCCGUGGCAAGAGGAGCUGUGCCUCCGGUUCAUGAAGGAGGUGGAGACCCUCAGCCGUGAGAAGAGAGUGGCAUAG
This is a messenger RNA of Leptosomus discolor (cuckoo roller), 1296 nucleotides long. NCBI's taxonomy places the organism in Eukaryota, Metazoa, Chordata, Aves, Leptosomiformes, Leptosomidae. The record is from RefSeq and is a predicted model, not a curated record.